AUGAAGAUGAAGGCAACAUCGUAUGCAUGGAUCAACCUGGUCAAGGCAUUGGCCGGUGUGGGUGUAUUCGCCCUUCCCAUUGCAUUUCAACAAGCUGGACUUUGGGUGGGGACUAUACUUACAUUUAUACUCGGAGUUGCUAAUGCUCACUGUAUGAUAAAGCUAGUCAAAUGUUCUCAAUAUCUCAGUAAAAGGAGAGAUUCUACUAAGAACAAUUCAAUGUUUACGAUGAAAACUCAUUCGCCACAGGCAUCUGACGAUGAGAGAGAAAAGGACUACUUCAUAUCGAAAGCUAUCCAAUACGAAAAGGAAGCGCUACAUAACGAUCUGAAUGGGGAAGAUGGCCAUAAAAUCAGGUUUGCAGUAAAUGUUUGCCUAGUUCUUCUGCAAUUAGGCAUCUGUAGUGUAUUCUAUAUCUUUGUGUCGGAUCAUAUCAAAGAGCUGAUCGACUUAAUAUUCAAAACGGAUGUCUCCCUCAAAAUUAUCUUUUUCGUUAUGAUUCCGUUCUUCAUAUUGCUGACCAGUGUUCAAAAUCUUUUCCUAAUGUCAUGCAUAUCUUUGACUGGGAAUGUGCUGAUUACGGUUGCUAUAGCUAUUGUGCUUGUGAAGCUAGCCAUGAUGCCACAUAUUCCUUUAUCGCAAUUAGCUGGGGCGACUACGAUUUCAGCUGCGGCACGUGCUGCUGGCAGUAUAACGUAUUCAUAUGCUGCUCAAGCUGUGGUGCUUCCUCUUGAAAACAAAAUGCGUCACCCGGAGAAAAUGCUCGGAUUUUUUGGUGUAAUCACGACGUCAGUCGCUUUUGUCGGUGUUCUCUAUGCAGCUGUGGCAAUCCUAGGCUACAUCACCUAUGGCUCAGAUCUUCAUGGCAGUAUCACACUUAAUCUCACCAAUAAGCCACUGGAUCUCUCUGUCAAAAUCAUGCUACUUCUGAUGACAUAUUGCGGUUAUCUGAUUCAACAUUAUCCUAUUUUCCAAAUGAUCUGGCCAUUGAUGAGACCCUGUGCUGACCGAGCACCCAAGUGUUUGUCGUGGACAGCGAACUAUACACUACGAUACGCCACCGUCAUUCUGUCAUUUCUUCUGGCAAUCAGUAUCCCGAAUCUCGAAGAAAUCAUUCCGAUUAUCGGCGUCACUACCGGAAUGUUGCUGGCGUUCGUAUUUCCGGCCGUCAUAGAAUCAGUCGUCUUCUGGGAACAAUGGAGGAAACGUGGCAAUUUCAUUUUGAUUCCCAACAUCAUACUGAAUAUUAUCUACACUAUACUUGGUAUACUAUUUCUUGUGAUUGGAGUACAUGCUAACAUUGUAUCCAUGACAACACCAAAGAAUGUCUGA
Messenger RNA from Haemonchus placei, 1332 nucleotides. NCBI's taxonomy places the organism in Eukaryota, Metazoa, Nematoda, Chromadorea, Rhabditida, Trichostrongylidae. The record is from the annotation of a GenBank genome assembly.